Tetrahymena thermophila SB210 is the source of this 3957-nucleotide messenger RNA. RefSeq lists its product as hypothetical. The record is from RefSeq and is a predicted model, not a curated record. The transcript has a single exon. Lineage: Eukaryota; Ciliophora; Oligohymenophorea; Hymenostomatida; Tetrahymenidae.
AUGACAUAAGAAAAAGAAUUCUCUUCUAGAGACUUGCUUGAAAUUAAUCCUAACGAGCUUAUAGAAAUCAAGAAACUUUCUAUAAAAUUCGAAUCAAAUCUUUAUCAGAAUGAAUUAUUUGUAUCUUAAAAUGAAGGCUAUUUAAGUAGUUUAAAUAAUUUAUCAGAUUUAACACUAAUUUUCGAGUCCAAUUGCAAUUUAGGAUUAGAAGGAUGGAAUUCUAUUCUUAAAUCAGUUUAAUAACUCACUUAAUUAGAAAAGUUAGUCAUACAGGUUUAAGAGUUAUGCUUUUUAGAAGACCAAGGCUUUAAUUUACUCAAUUUUACUAUUUCUUCUCUUAAGAAAUUAAAAAAACUCGAAAUAGAAAUUCAAAAAUCAAAUUACAUUUCCCAUUCAAGUUUAUAAAAUUUUGUCCAAUUUUUGAAUAACACAAAGUAUCUCAUUGAAUUAAAACUCAAAAUAGAUGAAUUGUAGCCAAAAAACUCUGAGACAAAUAUCGAAAUCUGGUAAGGAUUGUAAUAAUUAGAGCAAAUUGAGAGCUUAGAUUUAGAUUUAGACUUGAGAUAUUAAGACUAGAAUGAAAUUGAUCAGCUAUUUCAAUCAAUUUUAACAUUCAAAAAAAUAACAAAAUUAAAUUUAGCUCUGAGAAUAUUAACUAGUUGCUCAAUUUCAAGGAUAACUCAUUUUCUUUAGUAAAUGAUUAGCCUAACUGCGCUUAAGCUAAAUUUUAAAGAUAUUUCUUUAAAUUUGGAUGAUAUUCUUCACAUUUCUACUUUUUUUAACAAAUUAACAAAUUUAGAAGAAAUUCAUCUUGAAAAUCUCCAGAAUUAGAAUAAAGAUUUAGGUUUUUUUAAUGACGAAUAUUUCUAAUCUCUCAGCCAAUUAGCUAAACUGAAAAGUCUGAAAUUAGAUUUUGAUAAGGUUGGCUCUAGAAAUUCUUCACAAUCAGAAGCUGUGGUAUGCAAAAGUCUAGAAAAUAAAAGUCAGUUAAAUAUUCUCGAGUUAAUUACAACAAAUCAUUAGCUUUAUGAAGAAACAAUUACUAAAAUUGCACAAUAAAUUUAUUUUAAUUGUGAUAAAUUGAAGUAAUUAAAUUUUUAAAUAAAAACUAAAAUAAGCUUAAUAGGUUAUUAAAAUUUAUCAGAAUCGUUUAAGCAACUAAAUUAAUUGAGCGAAUUGAAACUAAAUCUUUACUUUGAAGAUGAUACAACUGAGGGUUAAAACAAGCUAUUAAAUUCGCUAAGUCACUUGAGUAAUCUGAAAGAUUUGAAUUUAAAGCUUAAUUAUAAUUUUUAUACAAAUGUGUAUAGGUAAUAGUCACACUUAGCUUUCUCAUUUUUAAAAUAAAUAAAGCUUGUUAGGUUCUAAUUAGCCAUAGAUUGUAUGAUUGCUAAUGAAGAAUUUAUUUAAUUAGGAGAAGGUUUGCAAAAUUAAGAUAUUCUUGAAGACUUAGUUUUGAGUAUUUCAUUUUUGAGACCAUAAUUUGGAUAAGUAAUUUAAUUGGAUUAAAUCUAAUCAGUAGAAGCAUUUGUUGAUGGAAUUAAGAGCCUUUAAAACCUUAAAAAGUUAGAUUUUUAUAUCUAAUUUAAUCAGAGCUUUAGCCAAGACCAAAUAAAUUAAAUUAUUUAGUCUCUUUAACACCUUUAGAAUCUGGAAGAAAUUAACAACCUUGCUUUGAAUACUGAUUUUGAAACAUUCGAGGAGCUAUCAUAAACAAUAAAAAAGCUUUGCAAUUUAAAAAAAUUGAUAAUUAGGAGAUUUUAGAUAGUUGAUUAAGACUAUUCUAUUUCUUUCAUAAAAAGCAUCCAAAAUUUAAAAGAUUUACAACAUUUAGAUUUAGGAUUAAGUGUCUAUCCUUAAAGCUGGGAAAAAAGACUUGAUAUAGAAAACGCUCUUUUAAAUUUAACUUAACUAAAGACACUUAAUUUAUAAGUCCUGAUAUAAGAAGCUGAUAGUUAUUUCAAAGACAUAUUUAGAGGAUUGAAGCAUCUUAAAAAUUUAAAUUAGCUAGAGAUUAACUUUGAUCAAAUAUAUUUGACAGAUUCAGAUGCAUUAGAGUUCAGAGAAGCUUGCAGCGGCUUACUAAGUUUAUAAUAAAUAAAUAUUAUAAAUCUUUUGUUUCAUGAUACAGAUUUCACCAAAGAAGGAGCUAUUUAUUUUCAGCAAGGAUUAUAAAAACUAAAAAAUUUAAAAUCUUUUGUUGGAAAUUUCAUUAUAUCAAUAAUAGAUGUAGCUAAGGCUUUUGAUAGUCUUUUAAAUUAAAUUAACUUAAAUAAAUUAGAUUUCAAAGUUCAUAGUGAAUAUGUUAGACCUUAAAUAGAUUCAGAAAUCAAGCAAACAGAGUAAAUUUAACUAGAAGAAGAAGAAGAAGUUUUAAAAUAAGAAGAAAAUCAUAUUUAAAAAUACAGAGGAAUAACUUAAUUAACUGCUAGAUUUUAAAAUAAUUUUGAAUCCUAAGUAGAUGACAUAAGCUAAUUUUACUCUAAGUUGGUUAAUCUUUACAACUUGAAUUAUUUAAUCCUCUCCCAUAGUUGGUUCUAUGACUAGUAAGUGGAUUUCGCAAACAUUUUAAGAAACAUCACCAAUUCAUUUUCACAUUUUUAGAAGCUUCAAACUCUUGAAAUUUCUCUAAGUAACUGCUCACUCAACUUAGAAAAAACCAAUAUAGAAAAUUUAAAGUAUUUAGUAAACUUAUAAAUACUUAAAUUAGGUUUCUCUAAAGUUUCAAUUUAUCAAGAUUAGCUUCUUUUUUUGCCUUUGUAAUACCUGUAAAAUCUUUAAUAGCUAUGUCUUUUCUUUACUGCUGAAACACCAAUUUAAAAAUUAGGUGCUUAAGCUCUUGGUAAUAGUUUAAAAUUUUAAGCUUAGUUGAAUUUGCUUUAAUUAGAAUUUGGUGAAAACUCUAAAAUUGAGUAGGAAGGUGCUGUGGAAUUAGGUUUAGGUCUGAAAGGCUUAUUGAAAAUUUAAUAUCUUUCUCUUAAAUUUGGUAAUAAAUGUGAAAUAGGCAAUAGUGGUGCAUAGGCAAUAGCAUAAGGACUUAGCUAAUUAUCCACUUUGCACUUUUUUGAUUUGUAAAUAGGAUCUUCAAACAAUAUAAGUCCGGAAGGAGGAUCUGCUUUAGCCUCUUCUAUUAAGAGUAUGCAGAAACUUAAAGAUCUUGUAUUCAUUAUUAGCAAUGGAAAUAAUUAAGAUUAAACAUUAUUAGAUUCAAUUUCUCUAUCAUUAAAUUAGCUUAGAUAUAUCUAACGUGUCUCAUUUAGCUCUUCUUUCUGUGAGUAUUUCAGAUACUGCCCCAAAUAAUUGAAACAACUUUUUUCUAACGAAAUUUUUAGUGAAACUUCUUUGUAAAUCUACAAUGAUUUAGUUGAGCAAUCGAUAAUAGAAUUAAAAGGAAGAUAAAACUAGCAAAUAUAACUUUCAUUUUAAUUUGAAAAAAUAUAAAAUUACUCCCCUCACAUUGAAAUAGAGUCUUUGGAAGAAAUUUAAAUAGAUAACUCAGUUUCUUUAUAAUUUAACUUCAAAAAUUAAUAAGAAUCUGAUUACUAUUAAAAAACUAAAGAAUAAAUUUUGAAAAUAAAAUCUAAAAAAUUAACAAUUUAAUUCCAACAAGGUAUAUUUAAUGAUCACCAAUUAACCUAAAUUGUUCUUCCAUCACUUAAUAAUUAAAAUUUGCAGUAUUAUAAAUUAGAAAUUUCAUAGCUUUAUUAAAUUGAAGAAGAAUAUUUUGUGUAAAUCGCUUAAUUGAUAAGCAAACUUAAAAUCAGUCAUUUAAUAUUCCAAUUUUAAGGUUCUUAAUCUGACCAAAUUUACAAAAAGAUAAUGUAAAACCUUUCAAACUCUUAACAUUUAUAUAAAAUCGAAUUAAAAGGAAAUAUCAUAAACGAAAAACUUGUCAUCUAAUAGCAAAAAUACAUGAAAAUACUUGUAGACUACAAGCAAGAAUUUUUAUAUUUUUGA